CAGUGGUAUAGAAACCAUGUUAAAAAUUUUGACUCUUUGUGCUAUCCUAGCGCUGGCUUUAGGUCAGCAAGGACCUUCAGUAGAACUAGAUGGUCAAGGCACGGUGAUAGGUUCAUUGUCAACUGAAGGAAAUUACUUCGAGUUCCACGGUAUACCAUACGCGGACGCAACGUCGGGUAUCAACCGAUUCAAGGCACCACUACCGCCACCUUCAUUCCAAACCCCAUUAACUGCAAACCGAAAAGACAUAAAAUGUGUUCGAGCUUUAGGUGUUGGAUAUGAAGGCACCGAAGAUUGCCUGGUAGUUGACAUUUAUACUCCAACUAUAGAUAAUAAUAAGAAACUGCCUGUUAUGGUAUGGGUUAAAGGAAAAGAAUUCGACCGAAUUAAUAAUCCAGAACUAUCUUUCCGCAAUUUUAUUGAAAAGGAGGUUGUUGUAGUAUCAUUGAAUUACCGUGAAUCUGUUUUAGGAUUCCUAUGUCUUGGUACUGAAACCGCACCCGGUAAUGCUGGAUUAAAAGAUAUUAUUGCAGGAUUGAAAUGGAUCCAGAAAAAUAUUGCAAGGUUUGGAGGUGAUCCAGGCUCAGUUACCAUCGUUGGCCAUGGAAGUGGUGGAGCUGCCGUUGAUUUAGUCACAAUGUCUCCAAUGGGCAAUGGUUUGGUACAUAAAGUAAUCGCUCAAAGUGGUAACGCAUUUUCUCCUUGGGCUGUAUCUCGUGAUAACUUGAAACAUGCCAUCGAUGUAGCUGAAGGUCUUGGUCAUACAAUAACCAAUAUUGAACAGUUAUCUGAGGUUUUCACCAGAACUAGUGUCGGAGCUUUGAUGGCUGUUAUCAAUGAACUUGACUUAACUGAUAACUCUUUAGCCUUUGCUCCUUGUGUGGAACGUAAAGAAUUGGAAGGAGUAGAACCCUUUCUUAUAAAAACUCCUGCUGAAGUUGUACAUAACAACGAAUUUUUAGAUAUCCCUACCAUUAUUGGAUUUGUAGAUUACGAAGGUACUAUUCGAUCAAAAGAAGCAAUAGGUAACGAUUGGCUAAACCGAAUGGAUGAAUCGUUCAGUGAAUUUAUACAGCCCGAUCUAAAAAUUGAAGAUGACCAAGUAUCAGUAGCGGAUGAAAUUAAAAGGUAUUAUUUCGGGUCAACUACACCCAAUUUAUAUGAACCGUACCUGAGAUAUCAUGGUGAUACAAUGAUUCUCAUAUCUUCUUUAAGAGAAGUUAGAAAUCGAGUAUUUGCCACUGAAUCACAACAGACCUAUUUAUAUCAGUUUUCAUAUAAAGGAACUCUCGGAGCAGCAUUUAUUGGACCCAUUAACGUUGAUUCAGCACCACACGGUGUAGAAGUGGCUUACUUGUUCAAUGGAGGUUCUGAAGCAAAUGACCUAGAUCGUUUGAUUACCAAUAUCCUCGUUGACAGAUGGACUAACUUUGCUAAGAAUGGUAUCCCUUCUACUGAGCAUUCUAAUGUAGUAUGGCAGCAUUAUGCUCGACUCAAUCCCCAUUUCCUGCGUAUAGGAACUGUAGACGAAAUAGAUGGUGAGCGUCAAGGACCUGUAGAAGUAGCGUUAAGGAAUCCACAUCCACAAACAGCUUCAUUUUGGGAACGUAUUUACACAUCGCAUUUCUUAGAUGCACAAAGCAAUUGGGAAAUUAUUGACAGGAAUGAAGAUACUCCUACAACAACCCUGAGCCCAGGUGGUAUCGAUGUGUGUGAUGGGGACGGGGAUGACUGUGGUACUGACAAUGGCAGUGGUAAUGACAAUGGCAGUGGUGAUGGUAACGAUGACUGUGAAGGUGAUGACUGCGAUGACGGUAAUUCAGCCUCAACUGCUGUUGGCUACACUUUCUUAAUAAUCAGUCUAUUUUCAAUUUUGAACCAUUUCCAUUCCUCUCAGAUUUUGUCAUAGAAACAAUUCAAUAGAUCUAAUUCUAUUGUUUUUGUUUUCUCAACAUACUGUUUAUGCAUUGACGUCUAUGUAUGUGUUAAGGCUAUGGUCUUGUCCAUUUAUUUUGAAGACACUAAAAUAUGAACAAAGCAUAAGGCUCCAAUUUUAUUCUUACCUUUCAUUUCUUAUAAAAAUUAACCAAUGUGUUACAGUUUUAAGUAGGUGUAAGUAUUUCACAACCUUCUUUGGAUUUUGCAUUGAAAUUCAUUCGAAGAACGCUAUGUACAGUUUACCUUCUUCUUUUUCUUGUAGUAUUAAUGUAUUGUUAAUCAGUUUAAGAUAAGUUGGUAUUAUAUCUUAGUAGAUGGUUAUUUGUUUUAAGAUAUAUUACUGCACUAUGGAGUGUAAUUUUAAUAAUAUUCUGUUUUAAUAACAAUUAGAAAACUACCAAGGAUACUAAUUAGCUAAAACUUGUGUCAUUUCUGUAUGAAUUUUGAACUACACUUUUUUCUUACUGAGUCAUUAGAUUUUGAACAGACAUUUUAAUCAACUUUAUAAUAUGAAUGCAACCGAUUUUUAAUGUAAUCAAGUUCAAUCAGUUUGAUUGAGUAGUGGUAGCUGCAUCGAUGUUAUUUCAUAAACUUUUAAUUUAAUAUCAUCCUUACGUCUACGAAAUACAAUUACAAAUUCAUUGCCUCAAUAGUUAUUUGGAAAGUUGUUAAAUUGUUCUGUUUUUUUACUAAGCACAUUAUGUACCAAAUGAACUUUGCUAUCAUACGUUUGUAUGAAAGUUAAGGUUCUGCUUUAAAAUAGUUAAGUAUUUUAUUUUUAAUUUUGUAAAUACAAUAAAAAACCUAAAAACAA
Messenger RNA from Spodoptera litura, 2752 nucleotides. RefSeq names its product alpha-esterase 3 (gene ae3). The record is from RefSeq and is a predicted model, not a curated record. NCBI's taxonomy places the organism in Eukaryota, Metazoa, Arthropoda, Insecta, Lepidoptera, Noctuidae.